CAAGCCCAGGAGCAAACUGCCUCGGCCUAUAAGGUUCCUUAGCUUGCCAAAGGCUGCCACCGGCUCAGACAAGAUGGCAGCCAGUGAGCCAAAGGGUCAAAUUAAGAACCAGGCCAGAUUGCAGCCCCUGUCCAACCCAGAGCAGGCCCUGACUAAGACCUUCAAGCUGCUCCACUCUGCCUCUGAUGACUGGGAGAAGAAGAUCGAGGGCUUGACCUCUCUCCGUGUGAUGGCUCAGAACCACAUGGACAUACUGAUGCCUAAACUCCAUGAUAUCUGCCUUGCCAUUAUAAAUGAGGUGAAGAAGCUGCGCUCUGCAGUGUCCUGUGCUGCCAUGGCCACACUGGGUGACAUGUACGUCCACCUCCAGAGGGCCAUGGAUUGUGAGGUGGAGGGGACGGCACGCGUGCUGCUGCACAAAGCCAGCGAGGCCAACGCCUUCAUCCGGCAGGGCGCCAACUUUGCCCUGGGUCACAUGGUGCAGAGCUGCACCCCUACCCGUGUCAUGAAUGCCCUGCUGGUCGGUGGGCUGAGGUAAAGAGGGAGAGGGGUCAAUUAACACUCACUAAGGGGUAGAUCCGGACUUCCACAAAUUGUCCCAUUAUCCAAACCUAUAUAA
Oncorhynchus kisutch (coho salmon) is the source of this 619-nucleotide messenger RNA. RefSeq names its product TOG array regulator of axonemal microtubules protein 1-like. The transcript is spliced from 4 exons. The record is from RefSeq and is a predicted model, not a curated record. Gene Ontology annotation, biological process: microtubule cytoskeleton organization. Lineage: Eukaryota; Metazoa; Chordata; Actinopteri; Salmoniformes; Salmonidae. The coding region runs from base 74 to 538 and encodes 154 amino acids. Gene Ontology annotation, molecular function: microtubule binding. Gene Ontology annotation, cellular component: cytoplasmic microtubule; cilium.